This is a messenger RNA of Penicillium olsonii, 1842 nucleotides long. The record is from the annotation of a GenBank genome assembly. NCBI's taxonomy places the organism in Eukaryota, Fungi, Ascomycota, Eurotiomycetes, Eurotiales, Aspergillaceae.
AUGUCCUGCCCCAAAGAAUCGGACGAUUCCACCGACUACGGAUCGGAUUUUACACCUGAGGAGGAGCAGCUGUUGAGCGAGUUACUGGACAAAGCUGCGGGACCUGCGACCGGCCAGGCCGCCAUCCUGCCCUCAACACCAUUCUUGCCUUCGACCCCGGUCUCACCCAAAUCCCCGGCACUCCUUGAAUUCGAGUCCCUGCACCCAGAAGCUCGAGCGGCUCUCGUUGCAGAUAUCGAGGAUGCUGUUGAAGAGGCCCCCGUCCGCCUGCCUAAGGUACUGGGCCGUGAAAGGCCUCGUGCACCGUGGCGGUCGCGACAGUCUCGGCCAGGCCAGGGGUCUAGAUGGAGUCCAAGCGCCGUGGAGAGGCCAAGCGCGCGCGCUGGCAUCAACAACAGGCCCAUAUCGUCUGUCGAACACCCUAAUUCCACCGAGGGCAGAGAAAUAGAGCGCGCGCGUCAGAACAUCCGAACGGAAGCAUGGACACAAUUAGAUCCCGCCGUGGCGGCGCAAGACACUCGACCUCCACUCGAACGGUUCCGCCAGGCACCCAACAAGGCCUUCUCGGUGACGGAUUUGGUUUCGCCUGCUUGGUGCGAGCUACAAUAUUGGUACACCUUAACCAAGCAUGGACGGAAGAAGAGAACAGCUGCGAUGAAGAAGGGAAGCUCCAUGCACAAGACGCUUGAGGAUGAAAUAUACACCACUGUGCCUGUGGAGAUCAAGACAAAAGAGGAUGCAUGGGGCCUAAGGAUAUGGAACGUCAUCCAGGGGAUGCGCAUGCUGCGCGAAUACGGCAUCACGCGCGAAAUGGAGGUAUGGGGGCUGGUGGAUGGGCAAAUUGUCAAUGGUAUCAUUGAUCAAUUGUCUUACGAAUGCCCCGACUCCGAGCUUGAGGCCUCUGCUGAAGAGUUCUAUGCGAAUGCGGUGGCCUCACGGGUCGCUCUCCCGGAGUACCAAAUGUCUUUGUCUGACUACCUGCUCUCCUCUUCUGGAGGUGGGAUGAAGCUGUCGGAUUGGGGUCAGGGGUACAGCGAAGCCGAACAGACAACAGCCAUCGAGAACAAAGCCCCCAACCCUGACUACAACCUACCUCGGAUCUAUUUAACGGAUGUGAAGACAAAGGCCAGCCGCUCAUUGCCAACUGUGAAGAGUUCCGGGUUCCGACCCACUCAUCUCCAAUUGCAACUUUAUUAUCAUAUGCUGAAUCGCCUCAUCACAAGCGACGAUGUAACAAUCGACGUGCUUGCCGCUCGCUACGACUUCGAUGCGGCAAAACCGUUCACCGAUGGCUUCGUCGCGGAAGUUGGUGGGUUGAACGAUCAAUUCUUCGAUGCUCUCUCCUCCCAAGAUUCCGAAACGGUCGAAAGUCAAAAUGACGACAGCCAGGAUUCGACCGGCCUUCUCCUCUCACAUAACAAUCUCUCCCAACUUUGGAGUCUCAUGAUACAUCAACUUCGCCUCACGUUCCUCCCACCCGCUGAUACACAGGGUAUUGCCUCUUCCAUCCCAUCAAAGACCCAGCCAGAAAUUCUCGAGGAAUAUCCAACUCUUAUUUCUCCAGUACUCACAGCUCGAUACCUUUCAUCGGCUGCCAACGAAGACCUGACAAGGCAGUACCUGGGCAGCAGGUCUUUCCUCUUCGACCCUACAACCCUGACUUCCUACCUGGAUGAUCAGAUGUCAUGGUGGCGCGGCGAGCGAGAUCCCCGUGGGGUGGAUAUAAUGGACGCAUGGAAAUGCCGGAUUUGUGAAUUCCGCGACGAGUGUUCAUGGCGCCAGGAGCGUGAAAUGGCGUAUGCAAGACGCGGCCAAGGGCGCGCCGGGUCGGCGGAAAUAUAA